Molecule: messenger RNA, 763 nt
Organism: Nicrophorus vespilloides
Lineage: Eukaryota; Metazoa; Arthropoda; Insecta; Coleoptera; Silphidae
Product: nucleoplasmin-like protein
Exons: 4
Coding region: 145-717 (190 amino acids)
Biological process (GO): chromatin remodeling
Cellular component (GO): cytoplasm; nucleolus; nucleoplasm
Molecular function (GO): histone binding; chromatin binding; RNA binding
Source: RefSeq, a predicted model, not a curated record
GCGGCAACGUAGCAGAAGCGCGCAUCGCAUCCACUCCGCCAUUUGCACUCACAUCAUUCUUUCAAGUGUCGUCGUCCGUUCGCAAACGCCGGCUCUAGUCACGUGCUGCAGCAAAUCACAUUCUACAAACAUCCACCAGAAAUAAUGGCAGACGAAUACUUUUUCGCGUUGACUUUGGAGGGCGCCAAAGCCUCAGAGGUGUGGGACCCCGAAUCCAAGGGCACCGAAGAGUACCAGGGUGGACACAAACUGAUAAUUAAGCAAGCGCUGCUGGGACCGGAGGCCGUCGAUGGGGAACUGAACGUGAUCCAGGUGGAGGCAAUGACAUGGAAGGAGUCCAUCAAGAUUCCGGUUGCGACGUUGAAGGCGGGCGGCGCCAACAGCCAAGUGCUGCUGGAUCUGUCCUUCCCUGAUCCCCCUGUAACCUUCAGCCUGAUCCAGGGCAGCGGCCCCGUCCACAUCAUCGGUCAUCACCUGAUCGGUGGACCCGUCGAGGAGUUCGACGAGAUGGACGAGCUAGAGGAGGAGAUGCUUGACGAUGAGGAGGGCGAAGAAGGCGUUGCAAACAGAAAAAGGAAAUUGUCGGUGGUGGCUGAGGAUGAUGAUGAGGAGGAGGAUGAGGAGGAAGACGAGGGGCCAAAAAGCAAAAAAUCGAAAACGACCAACAACACGAAAGGCAAAGGAGCCGUGACCAAGAAUAACAAGGGCAAGAAAUAGGGAGCAGAGUUGUCUCUGAGACACACUGAAAAAAAAAAUCAAUCGA